CAGAGCUGCGCCAACGCUGAGAGAAACCAGAAGCACCUGCACUCUCUGUUGCCUCUUUUGGCACUACUUUUUUUCCCCCAUCUUCUUAUGAGACUGGUCAGUAUCUCUACCUCCUUGACUUCCGGCGCUGUUUUGUGAACUUUUUAUUUUUUCAUGUGCCUGUGAGUGAACACUUUGAAGAAUGUAUAACAUGAUGGAGACCGAGAUCAAGACCCCGCUCCCGCAGUCCAACACGGGCUCGGCGCCGGGCGCAAAGAACAACAGUGCCAGCGACGCGGAGCGCGUGAAGCGGCCGAUGAACGCCUUCAUGGUGUGGUCCAGGGGGCAGCGGAGGAAGAUGGCACAAGAGAACCCCAAAAUGCACAACUCUGAGAUCAGCAAGCGGCUCGGUGCGGACUGGAAACUUCUGACCGAUGCGGAGAAGAGACCGUUCAUCGACGAAGCCAAGCGUCUGCGCGCCAUGCACAUGAAGGAGCACCCGGAUUAUAAAUACCGUCCCCGCAGGAAGACCAAGACCUUGCUCAAGAAAGACAAGUACUCUUUGCCAGGGGGUCUCCUGGCGCCUGGGGCCAACGCCGUCAACAACUCGGUGUCUGUGGGGCAGAGGAUGGACGGUUACGCGCACAUGAACGGCUGGACGAACAGCGCGUACUCCCUCAUGCAGGACCAGUUGGCGUACCCGCAGCAUCACAGCAUGAACAGCCCGCAGAUCCAGCAGAUGCACCGGUACGAGAUGGCGGGGCUUCAGUACCCCAUGAUGUCCACGGCGCAGACCUACAUGAACGCGGCCUCCACGUACAGCAUGUCUCCGGCGUACACGCAGCAGACCCCCAGCGCCAUGGGACUCAGCUCCAUGGCAUCCGUGUGCAAGACCGAGCCCAGCUCCCCUCCUCCGGCUAUCACGUCCCACUCUCAGCGGGCGUGUUUGGGGGACCUGAGGGAUAUGAUAAGCAUGUACCUGCCGCCCGGCGGGGACAGCGCGGAGCACUCCUCCCUGCAGAGCAGCCGGUUACACAGCGUCCAUCCACACUACCAGAGCGCAGGGACGGGCGUCAACGGCACGCUACCUCUCACACACAUCUGAUCUGAGAGACUCCAAAAGACUUUGAAAAACUUCAAAAAAGUACUUCGGAUACUUGAACUUUUUUUGGUUGCUGUAGAAACAACGUUCAACAGUUUUGUUUGAUUGAAACAGUAAAAUCCUGACUUGUCCAUUUUGAGGAAUGGACCAGAGAGUGAGCGUUGGGCCCGUCAGAGUAAAGAGGCUUUUAUCACAAGUAUAAAGCAAUCAGACGUUAUGUAGAAGAAUUGGACUUCUAUAUUUUAAUGAAUGCCAUAUUUUCUCUGAUGAAAAGGCAUGUGGCCUCGUUCAGAGAGGCUGGUGUAUUUCAGAAAAGCUGGAUGGAUAAAAAAGUUGCUUCAUAAAUGUUUACACUUAAUUUGUAGAAUGUCAGUUGUCUCGACUGUGUCCAAAAUUUUUGUAGUCUUCUUGUUUUUUCUCCUCUUCCUCAUGAAAUUUAGGGUACAAAGAAAUGUUAAGACUGUGCGGGUCGCAAACGCAAGUUUUAUUUAUAGUAUGAUUUUUUUUUUUUCAUUUUAGCUUGUGAACCCGAUGUUUUGUCACGUGAAAAAAACUGUUAAAUAAUUUUUGUUUUUUUUGUAAAAGUUAUUUUCUGUGAUGGUUCUGACAGUGUCAUGUUUACUCAUUCUCCUGAACGAAAAGGUUUAUUUAAACUGACGUUUCUACAUAUUUUA
This is a messenger RNA of Cheilinus undulatus (humphead wrasse), 1755 nucleotides long. RefSeq names its product SRY-box transcription factor 3 (gene sox3). Gene Ontology annotation, molecular function: RNA polymerase II cis-regulatory region sequence-specific DNA binding; DNA-binding transcription factor activity, RNA polymerase II-specific. Gene Ontology annotation, biological process: regulation of DNA-templated transcription; anatomical structure morphogenesis; cell differentiation. NCBI's taxonomy places the organism in Eukaryota, Metazoa, Chordata, Actinopteri, Labriformes, Labridae. The transcript has a single exon. The record is from RefSeq and is a predicted model, not a curated record. Bases 182 to 1084 code for a protein of 300 amino acids.